Molecule: messenger RNA, 660 nt
Organism: Ostertagia ostertagi
Lineage: Eukaryota; Metazoa; Nematoda; Chromadorea; Rhabditida; Trichostrongylidae
Source: the annotation of a GenBank genome assembly
AUGAAAUCGAUUGGUCCAAAGGUCAAAGAAAAGGCUGGUGAUCAAUGGGAACAGUCGAAUGAUCAAGAUGAUGACGAACCACCCGUACCAGCACUGAACGAUAUUCGUCGAAAAGAAAUCUUUUCUGCAUUAAUAGACAUCGUAAAGCCUAAUCAGACCAUAGCUAAAGCGUUGACGGAAUUGAAAAAGGCCAAAGGUUUAACAGCAGCAGAAGAACGUAAAUUACGAUGGAAAGCAAAGAAGGAAGGUAAGACGAUAGCGGAGUCGGAUUCGCAGAAGGACACACGGCUAAUCAGUGGACUGGCGGACGAAUUAAUCUCAGCUGGACAUAUGGACGUCUAUGAGUGGACGCGGGAGAAAAUAGAAUUUUUACUAAAAAAGCUGGAAAGUAGUGCUGUCGAUUCGCUCGAUAUGUUUUCUGAUGAGCCAGCAACCAAUUCUUCAACAUCAGCUGGAGCUUCAAACACCGUUUUCGAUGACGAAGAGCAGAAAUGGGAGUAUAAAGAAUCCGACACAGCUGAGAUCCAGGGCCCAUUUACUUCAUCGGAAAUGGCUAGACGUCAGCAGAAUGGCAAGCUCUCCAGUGGUGGUUUAGCGAGAAAGUGCGGAACCGCUGGUUUCAACCCAGUCGCUCGCAUUGACUUUGAUUUAUAUUGUUAA